GUUUCCAACUUCAAACCAAACACCCCCCCGCGCCCCCCGGCGGGGAAAAAAGAAAAAGAAAAUAAUAGAGGUAAGAAGAACUUUGCUGCAAGUUUGGCAGCAUAUAUCUUGGAUAAAGAGCUGGAUCCAGUUGCUGCAACUCCAAGAGCGGAAUCCAUAUUUUCUCUUUUAAGAGAAGAAAGGCUACAGAGAAUUGCAAGGUACAAAACUCGGCUUGCUCUUCUCAUCCCCCCAAUUGUAGAGCAGCAGUUAAGCAAUGAUACAAGUGCUGGAAACUGAAAUGCCUGAAUGAUCUUUGAGAUGACGAUGGAUAUUGGGCUCCUUCAUCCGCAUUGUGCCAAAGGAUAAUAGAUACUUGAUGAGUUUUCUCAAGAUGAGAUCGAAAGAUGAAGCUCUCAAAUGUGUGGCACGAUAUUGUUGUAAAGUCCGUGUAUUUGAACGUGUGCAGGUAAAAUCAGUGUAUCACCGAUUGGGUUUUUAUAACUGAUUUAACUUAAAAAAUUUGAGUUAGUUCAGUGUUCUUGCGAUUAUGUUGUUUUAGUGUUAUCAGCCUUUCAAUAGAGUAUAGUGAUUUUUUUUGACUUCAUGGUUGGAGAUUGGAGGACUUGAACAAAUGAAUCACCUUCUUUGUUUUGUCAUCAGCCUUGUGUUGGCUUAAUCUUCUUUGGAUCACAGUCAUCCUGGACCAUUUGGUCUCUAUAUAUGAUUUUCAAAUAGAUUUUUAUGUUAAUCUGGACCAUUAAUCUUCAAGCUGUUGUAAUACUGUUGUCAUUUGUUCUAUAACAAGUUGCCUUA
Ilex paraguariensis (yerba mate) is the source of this 795-nucleotide messenger RNA. The record is from the annotation of a GenBank genome assembly. Lineage: Eukaryota; Viridiplantae; Streptophyta; Magnoliopsida; Aquifoliales; Aquifoliaceae.